Andrographis paniculata is the source of this 891-nucleotide messenger RNA. Its product is annotated as FCS-Like Zinc finger 6-like. The coding region runs from base 196 to 579 and encodes 127 amino acids. The transcript has 2 exons. NCBI's taxonomy places the organism in Eukaryota, Viridiplantae, Streptophyta, Magnoliopsida, Lamiales, Acanthaceae. The record is from RefSeq and is a predicted model, not a curated record.
ACUCCCUUCUGCCAUAGUUGCAGUUGCAGUGCAGCCACUUCUCACUCCUCACUCCCUCUCCUCUCCUCCCCUCUUUCCAACAAUAACUGCAAUUCAUUCAAUAUACAUAUAUACAUACAUCUAUCUAUAUAUACACGUGUAGAUAAACAUAGAUUGGGUGUGGGUGUGGGUGUGGGUGUGGGAGAGGAGAUCGAGAUGAUGUUGGGAAAGAGGUCUCGCCCUCCGGUGAAGAGAACCACCAGCAUGACGGAGUUCACCCUAGAUUUCACCGGAACCGCUGAAGGCGUCUAUCCGCCGUCGUCGGAUCUUCUCAGUCCAAAUCCCCGCCCCCGCCCGCGACCUUCGCGCCGUAACUCCGCCGAUUUCGUCGAAACUGCUCAUUUCCUAACCGUCUGUGCACUCUGCCAGCGGCGCCUUAUCCCCGGCCACGACAUCUACAUCUACAGAGGAGACAGUGCUUUCUGCAGUCUGGAGUGCAGACAGCAGCAGAUGAGCCAAGACGAGAAGAAAGACAAGUGCUCGCUGGCUUCCAAGUCGUCGUCCUCCACCGCCACCGGCGAGACCGUCGCCGCCGUCUGAAUCACCUGCAGAAUACUGCCCACUCACUAUCAAUCAAUUAAUAUAUACAAUCGCUUACCAUAUUGUUCUAUUAUUAUUAUUAUAUUUUUAUAUAUUGUUUCAUGGCCAAAUUAUUGAUUAUUACAAAUUUACAAAAUAUAUUGUAAUCCAUAAGCUAUUGGGAGUUCGGGACAAUAUAUUAUUAUUAUUAUUAUUAUUAUUAUGUGUAUAUAUAUAUAUAUAUAUAUUUGGAGAGAGACUAAAGAGAGGGGGUUGUUCAUUGUUGUUAUGAUUUAUUAUAGCUGCAAAUUAAUUAUGGGAAUUUUUGUUUGA